AGCGCACCAUCGCCAGACACGAGGUGAUGGAGGUGGAGCGACGCCACACCCAAGAUGGCGUACGGGACACGCCGCCGCUGGCAGAGGACGUGGUCAUCAUAUAUAACAGGGUACCCAAGACGGGCAGCACAUCGUUCACCAACAUCGCCUACGAUCUCUGUGGGAAGAACCACUUCCACGUGUUGCACAUCAACACCACCAAGAACAAUCCUGUCAUGUCCCUACAAGACCAGGUGGGGACGUAGCUAAGACCUGCCCUCUAUAAAGAAUCCUCCACAAGAAGCAUCCACAAGCAUUUAGUAUUAAACAGGAGUAUUAAACAGGAGUAGCAUGUAGUAGAAUGAUGUCAGCAUGAUUUGGAGGGAAAGGAAGGAUCCUUCAGUUUGAAUCCAUCAUGCACUUCACAAAUGUCUUUGAAAACAUUUCAAAAAGAUAAUUGCUAGGAGUCGCUACAGUACUAGUUCGAGGAUUUGGGGGAAACCUGAACACAAAUAAUAAUAAAUAAUAUAUAAUCUGAUUUUAGUCUCUUUUAGCCCUCCUGCAUAUAUUGACCCUGGUAUUGCCUCAUCAAGCCCCUGGUCAGACAAACAGUGUGGUUGUGUUCUGAUAGCCCUGAAGUGUUUAGUCUGAUCUUGAUAACCCUGAUGGGUUUAGUCUGGGUGUGUUCUGAUAGCCCUGACGGGUUUGGUCUGGGUGUGUUCUGAUAGCCCUGACGGGUUUGGUCUGUUUCUGGCUGUGCGUGUGUAUUACAGACUGUCACUGUGACUGCUGUUGAGAAAACACAGAGAGAGAGAGCGAGAGAGCAAGGGAAGUGUCUUGGAGCCUCUGGCUAGAGCCGGGAUAGUCUUAUUUCUGUCUGCUCCUCUGCUCUGCCAAGGUAAUAACCUGUCUGUUCUCACUGCAGUCUCUUCCCUGUGCAGACAAUACGACGUGGGUGGGAGAAUCUGAGCAUUGUUAAAGUGUCACCUGCAGAGAUGAGAGAAACUUGUGGCCAGAAGGGACUGUAGUGUUGAUUGAACAUCAAUCCAAAUUCUUUUAAACUUAUCUCUUUGCGUAAGAGAGUUACGCCAAAAUAAGGAAUAGUAAAAUGGGAACCGUUUAACAAAACUUUUCAGUUUACAGAAGAAGAGGAAGGAAGGAGGGGAUAAGUAAUGGGGACAAGAGGGGAGUUGUUAGAAGUCUGUCUGUCUGUCUGUAUCAGGCAUGCAUAGACUUAGAUGACAAACUAAUCCGCUUGUGUGAUUAGGACUCUGAUUGUGCUUCCAGGUGCGUUUUGUCCGUAACGUGACGUCCUGGAGAGAGAUGAAGCCUGGAUUCUACCACGGACAUGUGGCCUUUGUCGACUUCUCCAAGUAAAACCCUCCACAAUCUUCAUUACUUAAAUUAUAUCCAGAUGAGUAACGAACACAUUUUAUGUGACACAUGAAAGAAGGUCUUGGCUUUUAGAAUUGGUGGUUUAGUAUUUAUUAAUUUACUUAUUUGAUUUUACUGCUAUACUUGUAUACUUCUUCUACUGUGUGGGAAUCUUUGCUCUUCAUUUUCUCAUACGGCUGCUGCCACCUUGUGGCUGAAAGUGGAACUAGUCCUGUAUUUGUGAAAUGUGUUGAGCGUGAAUCAAAAGCGCCAAAGAAGUUCAGCUACUCUUUUAGCAGUUCACUUCUAUCUAUUGUGAUGAGGUACAGGUAUACUACUCAUUCAAGGGAUUUUCUUUAUUUUUACUAUUUUCUACAUUGUGGAAUAAUAGUGAAGACAUCAAAACUAUGAAAUAACACAUUUGGAAUCAUGUAGUAACCAAACAGAGUGUAUAUUUUAUAUUUGAGAUUCUUCAAAUAGCCACCCUUUGCCUUGAUGACAGCUUUGCACACUCUUGGCAUCCUCUCAACCAGCUUCACCUGGAAUGCUUUUCCAACAGUCUUGAAGGAGUUCCUACAUAUGCUGAGCCCUUGUUGGCUGCUUUUCCUUCACUCUGCGGUCCGACUCAUCCCAAACCAUCUCAAUUUGGUUGAGGUCGGGGGAUUGUGGAGGCCAGGUCAUCUGAUGCAGCACUCCAUCACUCUCCUACUUGGUCAAAUAGCCCGUACACAGCCUGGAGGUGUGUUUUGGGUCAUUGUCCUGUUGAAAAACAAAUGAUAGUCCCACUAAGCCCAAACCAGAUGGGAUGGCAUAUCACUGCAGAAUGCUGUGGUAGCCAUGCUGGUUAAGUGUGCCUUGAAUUCUAAAUAAAUCACAGACAGUGUCACCAGCAAAGCACCCCCACACCAUAACACCUCCUCCUUCAUGCUUUACGGUGGGAAAUACACAUGUGGAGAUCAUCCGUUCACCCACACCGCGUCUCACGAAGACACAGCGGUUGGAACCAGAAAUCUCCAAUUUGGACUCCAGACCAAAGGACACAUUUCCACCGGUAUAAUGUCCAUUGCUCAUGUUUCUUGGCCCAAGCAAGUCUCUUCUUCCUAUUGGUGUCCUUUAGUAGUUGUUUCUUUGCAGCAAUUUGACCAUGAAGGCCUGAUUCACACAGUCUCUGAACAGUUGAUGUUGAGAUGUGUCUGUUACAUGAACUCUGUGAAGCAUUUAUUUGUGCUGCAAUUUCUGAGGCUGAUAACUUAAUGAACUUAUCCUCUGCAGCAGAGGUAACUCUGGGUCUUCCAUUCCUGUGGCAGUCCUCAUGAGAGCCAGUUUCAUCAUAGCGCUUGAUGGUUUUUGCGACUGCACUUGAAGAAACUUUCAAAGUUCUUGAAAUGUUCCGUAUUGACUGACAUUCAUGUCUUAAAGUAAUGAUGGACUGUCGUUUCUCUUUGCUUAUUUGAGCAGUUCUUGCCAUGAUAUGGACUUGGUGUUUUACCAAAUAGGGCUAUCUUCUGUAUACCCCCCUACCUUGUCAUAACACAACUGAUUGGCUCAAACGCAUUAAGGAAAGAAAUUCCACAAAUUAACUUUUAAGAAGGCACACCUGUUAAUUGAAAUGCAUUCCAGGUGACUACCUCAUGAAGCUGGUUGAGAGAAUGCCAAGAGUGUGCAAAGCUGUCAUCAAGGCAAAGGGUGGCUAUUUGAAGAAUCUCAAACAUAUAAUAUAUUUUGAUUUGUUUAACACUUUUUUGGUUACUACAUGAUUCCAUAUGUGUUAUUUCAUAGUUUUGAUGUCUUCACUACUAUUCUACAAUGUAGAAAAUAGUAAAAAUAAAGAAAAACACUUGAAUGAGUAGGUGUGCCCAAAUUUUUGACCGGUAGUGUCUAUUCCUAAUUAUUGUGAUUAGGUAAUAUCCUAACUAUUGUGAUUAGGUACUGCUAAUAUCCUAACUAUUGUGAUUAGGUACUGGUAAUAUCCUAACUAUUGUGAUUAGGUACUGGUAAUAUCCUAACUAUUGUGAUUAGGUACUGGUAAUAUCCUAACUAUUGUGAUUAGGUACUGGUAAUAUCCUAACUAUUGUGAUUAGGUACUGGUAAUAUCCUAACUAUUGUGAUUAGGUACUGGUAAUAUCCUAACUAUUGUGAUUAGGUACUGGUAAUAUCCUAACUAUUGUGAUUAGGUACUGGUAAUAUCCUAACUAUUGUGAUUAGGUACUGGUAAUAUCCUAACUAUUUUGCCCUCUGAUUAGGUAUGGGGUGAGAGGUAAACCUGUUUACAUCAACGUGGUCCGGGACCCUAUAGAACGCCUUGUAUCAUACUACUACUUCCUGAGGUUUGGAGAUGACUACAGGCCUGGUCUUCGACGGAGAAAACAAGGCGACAAAAAGGUAUUGUUCCAUACAUAUAAGAUACUUGUUUUCUAUGGUGUUUUUAAGAUUUCUUAUGAACCUAGUGAGUGUCUGUGUAGCUCUUAUUUCUGACAUGCUUGUGUGUGUGUCUCUCUCUCUCUCUCUGUCUCUGUCUCUCUCUCUCUCUCUCUCUCUCUCUGUCUCUCUCUCGCUCUCUCUGUCUCUCUGUCUCUCUCUCUCUCUCUCUCUCUGUCUCUCUGUCUCUCUGUCUCUGUCUCUCUCUCUCUCUCUCUGUCUCUCUCUGUCUCUCUCUGUCUCUGUCUCUGUCUCUCUCUCGCUCUCUCUGUCUCUCUGUCUCUCUGUCUCUCUCUCUCUCGCUGUCUCUCUGUCUCUCUGUCUCUGUCUCUCUCUCUCUCUCUGUCUCUCUCUGUCUCUGUCGAUGUCUCUCUCUCCCUCUCUCUGUCUCUCUGUCUCUGUCUCUCUCUCUCUCUCUCUCUGUCUUUGUCUCUGUCUCUCUCUCUCUGUCUCUCUCUCUCUGUGUCUCUCUCUCUCUCUCUCUCUCUCUCUCUCUCUCUCUCUGUGUCUCUCUCUCUCUCUGUGUCUCUCUCUCUCUCUCUCUCUCUCUCUCUGUCUUUGUCUCUGUCUCUCUGUCUCUGUCUCUCUCUCUGUCUCUCUCUCUCUGUGUGUUUCAGACCUUUGAUGAAUGUGUGUCAGCAGGGGGUUCUGACUGUGCCCCUGAGAAGCUGUGGCUCCAGAUCCCAUUCUUCUGCGGACACUACUCAGAGUGCUGGUGGGUACCAACGUGGCUGCUAGUUCUGGUGGGUACCAACGUGGCUGCCAGUUCUGGUGGGUACCAACGUGGCUGCCAGUUCUGGUGGGUACCAACGUGGCUGCCAGUUCUGGUGGGUACCAACGUGGCUGCCAGUUCUGGUGGGUACCAACGUGGCUGCCAGUUCUGGUGGUUACCAACGUGGCUGCCAGUUCUGGUGGGUGCCAACGUGGCUGCCAGUUCUGGUGGGUACCAACGUGGCUGCCAGUGCUGGUGGGUACCAACGUGGCUGCCAACACUCAGACCCACUCAUCCCCAUUGCACCGGCUGGGGCUUAGGGGUCUUUGGACUAGUUUAGUCACUGUGUUACUAAUCAGAACACAUUGAUGACAUAAUGAUUAGGUCAUCUGUUGUCAUUAAACGGCGUGUACACCACAGAUAUCCCAUUAAAUUAGUAUUCUAAAUGUAAUGAUACAGUGUGAACUAUGUGUUGUGUGUGUGUGUGUACUAUAGGAACGUGGGUAGCAGGUGGGCCCUGGAGCAGGCCAAGUACAACCUGCUGAAUGAAUAUCUGCUAGUAGGGGUGACAGAGGAGCUGGAGGACUUUAUCAUGAUGCUGGAGGCAGCCCUACCGCGCUUCUUCAAGGGUGCCACAGACCUCUACAAAACAGGUACUGUACUGGCACAUAAUGUAUCCUGGUUCGUCUCACUUAACCUCAGCAGCUAAACCCUGACCCUUAGUGUUCUUGCCUUCUCUCCGUGGCACCACGUCCGUCCUGACACGCUCCUCCUGACAGACCCUGGUCUGCAGCCACACUCUGCUCUCUUCCUGGUAACAGCAUUUAGUACACUUGGGCAGACUAACCGAGUAUUUAGUACACUUGGGCAGACUAACCGAGUAUUUAGUACACUUGGGAAGACUAACCGAUUGUUUAGUACACUUGGGCAGACUAACCAAGUAUUUAGUUCACUUGGGCAGACGAACCUACUAUUUAGUACACUUGGGAAGACUAACCGAGUAUUUAGUACACUUGGGCAGACUAACCUACUAUUUAGUACACUUGGGCAGACUAACCGAGUAUUUAGUUCACUUGGGCAGACUAACCUACUAUUUUGGUGAAAACAUCCCUCUCCUUCACUUGGGCAGGCUAAGUGAAGGAGUAGCCUGUUGGAUAGAAAGACCGUAAAUGUGUUUAGCCAGUUGUAGAAGCCGCACACAUCUGUUGCCAGAUACUCCAUAAACCCUAACUGAUCCUCUCUUGUCCCCGUGUGUUCCCAGGUAAGACUAGUCUGUCAGAUAGCUAGACCCUAACUUGAUCCUCUCUUGUCCCCGUGUGCUCCCAGGUAAGAAGUCACACCUGCGGAAGACCACAGAGAAGAAGCCACCCACCAAGGAGUCCAUCGCCAAGCUGCAGCAGUCGGACAUCUGGAAGAUGGAGAACGAGUUCUAUGAGUUUGCCCUGGAGCAGUUCCAGUUUGUCCGGGCCCACGCCGUCCGGGAGAAGGACGGGGAACUCUACCUGCUGGCCCAGAACUUCUUCUACGAGAAAAUCUACCCCAAAGGGAAC
Coregonus sp. 'balchen' is the source of this 6033-nucleotide messenger RNA. NCBI's taxonomy places the organism in Eukaryota, Metazoa, Chordata, Actinopteri, Salmoniformes, Salmonidae. The record is from the annotation of a GenBank genome assembly.